AUGGAUCGAUGGUAUAACGAGGAAAUCCCAGUUGCUGGUCAGAUGCGGCCAUCUUUUAAACAACAACAGCGUAAUUGCAAUGGAUCCCGGCUGGUGCUUUUGGUACUUCAGCGGAUGAUUGUUUAUACAAAGCAGCUACACUGCACAGCCCAUGAAUUGCUGCUCAUCCAUCUCAUUGAAGAAAAAAGCUGCAGUUGCUGGAAGAAACCGGAAUGCAGAAGCAACGAAGAAGCAUGA
Gongylonema pulchrum is the source of this 237-nucleotide messenger RNA. NCBI's taxonomy places the organism in Eukaryota, Metazoa, Nematoda, Chromadorea, Rhabditida, Gongylonematidae. The record is from the annotation of a GenBank genome assembly.